Molecule: messenger RNA, 1743 nt
Organism: Funneliformis geosporum
Lineage: Eukaryota; Fungi; Glomeromycota; Glomeromycetes; Glomerales; Glomeraceae
Source: the annotation of a GenBank genome assembly
AUGUACUCAUUUAAUGGAGAAUUUGAUGAUUCUUCUGCAACUCGCAGUGCGAACAAUAUUUCCGUUAUGAAUAAAUUAAAUGAUUAUUUUAAAGUCUCCUUGGGAGAACCAAAGAGUAAUCACCUUAAUGAUGCGGAAAGCAAUACAACGACGACAAAUGCAAAUUCAACGAUUACUUCUACCUAUGGGGAAAAUGCCAGCAUUUCCUCGUGUAAUGACAAAAUGCAGCAACAAGAUGAUGAAGCUCUACAUGAUUCGCAGGAUGACGAUGAAGCACGUGCAUUUAAAUCCCAAUUUGAUGAAAUUAAAUGUGCAACAAGAAUGCUUGAAAAUUCUAAAAAUAACGCUUAUAAUAGAUUCCAAGGAUUUGCUGGGCGGGUACCCACACCUUUACAGAGGAGAGUUGGUGAAACGGGACCAAAUCCGAUUCAUCAAAGAUCGUAUUCUUACUCAACGUACCAACAGCAAACAAAUCGACACAUGUUAAAGCCCCAACGAAGUAUUUCAUCUAUUAAAGGAUUAUCUCUUAACGGGAAUUCAUCAGCAUAUUCCGUCGGCAAAUUUUACUCGAAUCAAAAGCCUUCAACUCCAUAUACUUCCCAUGGGUUUGAUUUAUUCGAUAAUGCCGAUGAUUUAUUUUCUCCAUUACGACUACAAUUUGAUGAUUCAAAUUCUGUCAAUGGAAAUGAUGAUGCGUUUAUGAGAUAUAAGGAUAUAGAGAAUGGCGGCGGUAGAAGUUUCAAUCCCAACAGAUUCGGGAAUAAUGGUUCCGUCGACGAAUGGGAUGAUUCUUAUCCCUCCACACCAAUUUCCAAUGGUCAAUUUACCCCACUCCCACUUACUCCUUCUUCAACAUAUUCGAACCGAUCUCCAUACCUUGCACAUCAAAAUUCAUUGUUGGAUGAUGAAGAACUUAUUGAAAAGGCUAAGCUCCUUGAAGAUAAACAACGUUUAAUUUUAAUUCAACAACGUCAAUUAGAUAAUGCGCUUGCUGCUUUAAAUGAAAAUGAGGCUAGAUACAAGUUAAAUAACACAACUCCUCCACCUAUGCCUACGCGUGGGAAUUCAAGCUCGUCUUUACAAAAAAAUUCUUUUGGAAGUAAACUUACUGUUCCUCCUCCACGUUUCCAAACUUCUCAAGAUCCUAUUGGACCUCCAACCAAGAAAUCCGGAUAUAAUACCCCUCUGCCCAUAACUCCUACAGAAAGCAAUAGCCCUUCUCCUACAUUUUCAUUAUUUUCCAAUCCUCCAGCAUUAUCACUUAAUCAAAAUUUGAUGAACCAGCAGCAAAAUUAUAAACAAACGAUGGUAUCUGAUAAGAAUAGUUUUGAAUUCAAUCCAUUUGAUGAAUGUCUUACCCCCUCAAAUUCUUCACCAAAAACCAAAAAUAAUGACGAUGGAUAUUUUAGCUAUUGUUCUCAUCCAAAUAUUCCAAGCACUAAGAAUAAUAUUUGGGCUGAAAAUAAUUAUUUUUCGUCUCAUCAAGAAACAAAGCGUAAUGAUUUUUAUUCAACGAAUUAUAAACUUUUGUCACCUACUAUUCCGGCAUCUCCGGCUAGUUACUUCCGUGCUUCGCUUUAUUCUUCACCGGUCAAUGAAUGUGAAGAGGAAAAUUUAUUUGCCGACGAUAGUAGUGAUAUUGCUAAAACUAUUGUAGAUAUUAAACAACAAGCUUUAGCAACAAGAGAUCAAAUUAUACAAAAUAUUAUUAUAAACAUCUUUAAAGAAAUUGCUUUUAAUUAA